Molecule: messenger RNA, 1089 nt
Organism: Manihot esculenta (cassava)
Lineage: Eukaryota; Viridiplantae; Streptophyta; Magnoliopsida; Malpighiales; Euphorbiaceae
Exons: 5
Coding region: 1-1089 (362 amino acids)
Source: RefSeq, a predicted model, not a curated record
AUGAGAGGACGAGGACGAGGACGUGGAUCUUCAUCACGGGGUCGAGGAGACCAUGGCAGGGGUAGUGUCCACACAAGUGAAUCAGAAAAUGUCAAUCAAGAUUUGGUACAAGACACUGCUUUGAUUCCUAGACCACCCCAGAGUGAGAGAUCCACACGGGGUGCUGCAUCAUCCACUCCUGCUUUAGUUCACACAUUUGCUACUGCCUCAACUUCCAUAGGUUUGCCACCUAUUGCAUCUAUUCCUACAUCUGCAUCUGCUUCUGGUAGUUGUGGACCUACAGGACACAGACCAUAUAUUUCCUUGCCUUCUGAUCCGAUUGCUAGGCGGAUUACCUUGAUCUUCAAGGAAAAGUUAGUAGCAGAUGGCUUUUGUUGGAAAAAUGUACUAGAAGAGGUUAAAGAAUUCUAUUGGCAAGAAUUUAAGAAAUACUUCUUAUGGGAGAAGGCAAUAGAGCAACUUAUGAAGAUAGCUUGGAGGAAAAAAGCUGUUGAGCGGUAUCGUAGCCUUAUGUGUAGCGUAAGGAAUGGGAAGGAGAAGAGGCUAUCACUGACAGAAGGACGCGAAAGACUAGGCAGAGAUCCUCUACCUCAUGAGUUAUUGAGGCUACUCAUAAGAAGAAGGGACCGCUUUCUGACUUUGAAAGAGCAAGCAUCACAAACAGAUAAUGAUAGUAGUCAGGCAUCCCGCAUUGAUGAGGCUCAGUUAUACUUUGAGGCAGUAGGUGGAGAGAAAAAAAGAAGGGUGUACGGUCUUGGAUCACAGGCUUUAGUUUUCUUCCCAAACAAGACUUCUGCUAGUACAUCCUUCACAUCAGCUCAGCAAAAUCAGGAUCUUCAAGAUGAAAUGGCUGAUCUCAGACGCAAGCUACAGGAGCAUGAGGAUAAUGAACAAGUAUUACGUGAGCAAAAUGUGCAGAUUACCUCUGAGCUCUCACAGGUGAAGGAUUUACUUAUGCAGCUUGUGAGUCAAAGGCAAGGCAACCAGCCUUCAGCUCCCGAUGAGGGAACUUCUUCACAGCCUCCUGAUCAAGCAGAUGAAGCUAAUGAUGAAGACGAGGACGAGGACGAGAACACUACACAUUUAUAG